Messenger RNA from Ipomoea nil (Japanese morning glory), 1349 nucleotides. RefSeq names its product zinc transporter 8-like. Gene Ontology annotation, biological process: zinc ion transmembrane transport. The transcript has 3 exons. The coding region runs from base 44 to 1105 and encodes 353 amino acids. The record is from RefSeq and is a predicted model, not a curated record. Gene Ontology annotation, molecular function: zinc ion transmembrane transporter activity. Lineage: Eukaryota; Viridiplantae; Streptophyta; Magnoliopsida; Solanales; Convolvulaceae. Gene Ontology annotation, cellular component: plasma membrane.
UACAAUUCUCCACUUUUUUUCUCCCUUAAAUCUCUCUCCAGCAAUGAAAAAGAUUUUGGUUUUUGUGGGUUUGAUCUUGUUAGUUAGUCCCAUUCUCGUUUCCGCCGAUGAUGAUGAUUGCAGCGAUUCCGGUUUGGAUGAUCGGAAUAAGACCGAAGCGUUGAAAUUCAAGUUGAUUGCGGUGGCGUCGAUUCUCGUCGCCGGAGCUUUGGGGGUUUCUUUGCCGUUCAUUGGGAAGGUGGUUCCGGCGUUACGGCCGGAGAGCAACAUGUUUUUCUUCAUUAAGGCGUUUGCCGCCGGCGUGAUUCUGGCUACCGGCUUCGUCCACAUCUUGCCGAAUGCUUUCGAGACCCUCUCCAGCCCCUGCCUGCCGGAGAAGCCGUGGCGGAGCUUCCCGUUUCCCGGCCUGGUGGCGAUGCUCGCCGCCAUCGGAACCAUGAUGGUGGACUUGGUGGCGACGAGUUGUUACCAGAAAGCCCACUCCGAUCACAAGCCCAAACCCGUUGACGACGAUGAGAAAUUGGUCGAGCAUCAUGGUCACGUCCAUGUUCAUACGCACGCCACUCACGGGCAUUCCCACGGCGCCGUGCCUUCUCCGGUGGUGGUUUCCGGCGAGCCCGAUUUAUCUCGGCGGCGCGUUAUCUCACAGGUUCUGGAAUUAGGGAUUAUGGUUCAUUCGGUAAUUAUUGGGAUUUCUUUGGGGGCAUCUGUGUCUCCUAGUACAAUUGAACCCCUUGUUGUGGCUUUGACUUUCCACCAGUUUUUUGAAGGCAUGGGACUCGGAGGUUGCAUUGCCGAGGCUCGAUUCGAAGCUCAAGCAACAACUAUAAUGGCGAUAUUCUUCUCCCUCACAACUCCGGUUGGAAUUGCGAUUGGUUUCGGGAUCUCAAAUAUGUACAAUGAAAACAGUCCCAGAGCCCUAAUUGUGGAGGGCAUUUUCAAUUCUACAUCUGCUGGUAUACUGAUAUACAUGGCUCUGGUAGACUUGAUUGCUGCAGAUUUCAUGAGUGCAAGAAUGCAACGUAGUUUCCAGUUGCAGAUCGGAGCUAACGUUUCACUUUUACUGGGUGCGGGGUUGAUGUCGCUCUUGGCAAUUUGGGCAUAAUUAUUAGAGCUACACAAAAUUAGAAUUUAGGACUUUAAAAAAAAUUAUGUGUCUUUUGAGGCUAGAGAAAUCAAUAUAAUUGCUACUUUAGUAGCACUUGUAACCAUUAUAUUUUCUUUAAUUUUGGAGAGGUAUAUUGUUCUAAUGUGUUCUUUCAACUGCACUUUUAAGUGCAGUGAAUACUAGUAUUGGAUGUAAUAGCUUACCCCAAGGGAAUCAAAAUGGAAAAUGCAUAUUAAAUCAA